AUGGCUGAAGAUUCUGAGCUAUGGGAUGUCAUAUGUGAUGGAUCAUUUGUUCCUACCAAAAACCUUGGCGACCCACCAGUAGCCUUUCUCAAGACAAGGAAAGAAUUCAACGAUACAGAUAGAAAGGCCAUAGAGAAGAACUUUUAUGUUAAGAAAAUUCUAGUAUUGGACCAGAUGAAUACAACAGGAUAUCAGCAUGUCAAACAGUCAAAAAUCGACAUGCUCACAACUGAAUACGAGCUCUUCAGGAUGCAAGACAAUGAAUCUGUCCAAGAAAUGCAUACCCAGUUCACCUCCAUCAUUAAUGAGCUUCACUCCCUUGGUAAAACUAUUGCAAGAAACAAGCUGGUUAGAAAGAUCCUAAGCAUGCUACCCAGUUCUUGGGAAAGCAAAGUGAAUGCCAUUACAGAGGCAAAGGACUUGCAGGAGCUAACUAUUAAUGAACUUGUUGGCAAUCCAAAAACAUACGAGAUGAAAAAGAAGAAAGACAGUGAAAGAAGAGAGCCCAAUAAGGAGAAUAACCUGGUCCUCAAAACAGAAAACAACGAGUCAAGCUGUGAAGAUGGUGAUAUGACAUACCUAACAAGAAGAUUCCAGAAGAUAGUUUGCAGGAAUGUUGGCAUUCCAAAAAGGGAAAGUUAUAGCAAGCCAAAGAAUUAUGAUCUCUUUCAUAAAUGUGGCAAGCCAGGACAUUUCAUGAAGGAUUUCCCUCUCCUAAAGCAGUAUCAGUACAAGAACAACUCUGACAAAGCAGCCAAAAGGAACCUGGUUCAUGACAGAUGCUUCAAUAGAAAAAAUGUCGCCGACAAUAUUGUGAGACAAGCUCUUGCUGCAUGGGGAGAUUCAUCAAGUGAAUCUGGAAAAUAUGAUGAACCAGGUAACAACUCUAUGAUGGCAGUAGAAAGUGAAUCAAUCGAGUAUGAUUCAAUUUUUGCUUUGAUGGCCCAGUCUGACGAUGAAGAUAACGAUGAUUAUGAGGUAAAUUUUCUGGAUGUUCAAGGAAAUCUGAAAUCUUAUUCUCCUAAGAAACUCAUGUCUUUGGCAAAUGUGCUAAUUGACACUUAUCAUAGUCUUGUAAAUGACAUAGAUGUCUUAACAGUUGAACUAGGAGAAGUAGAACAGUCUAGAGAUAACCUAGUAAUAGUUGCAGUCGAUCUAAGAGAGUCAAUUAAGAACCUGAAGAAAGAAAGAAAUGUCUUAAAGAAAAGGAUUGAAAAUGUAGAACAAGAAAGAGAUGACCUUCUAGUGGUAGUAAUGGACUUGAAGGAAACGAUUGGGAAACCUACAAUGGAAAGUAGGGAUGAAAAUUAUCAAAAAGGAAAGGAAGUUGCAAGCGAGGCACAUAUUAAGCUUGAGAAAUGA
Messenger RNA from Nicotiana tabacum (common tobacco), 1362 nucleotides. The record is from RefSeq and is a predicted model, not a curated record. NCBI's taxonomy places the organism in Eukaryota, Viridiplantae, Streptophyta, Magnoliopsida, Solanales, Solanaceae.